AUGGUCAACUUGAUAUCCGCGUACCUUGAGCAAGAUAGCAUUCAGCCAGUCGAAUAUCAGGGUUCCUUUCGAGGGGUAUAUAGAACGAAUUUGUCCUCGCUCGAGGACUGGAAUAUCUUACAUGAUCUGCAAAGACGAGAACUUCGAAAUGGCAGGCUUUCCGACCUUGGACUAUCCUACCUCAGCAAACAGUUUGUUUUGAAUCCUCCACUAUAUUUCCUCCCCCUCUUCCCCCUCGUUAGACGUGUGCCAAACAGCGUUUUGUGGGUCCUCUCUGCUGUUCAUGAUGCCUACUGCGGGAUAUUUGACAAGACUGGUGACAGGUUCUUUAGUGCCUCUGUGAAAAACCGCGUUUCCAUAUUUGACUACACUGGACGUUACCUUCGACUCAACCGUGUGGUUGAAUGUAAGAAUGGUUUUGGAGGCAUUACCUCAAUGGUUCAAAGUCCGGAUCAGCGACAACUUGCCCUAGCCUCCGACUCCUACGGUUUAUACUUGAUCGAUCUUGAUAGUGAUGCCGGGGCUGCAGCUGUAAAGAUUUUGCCUGGUAUAGACAGGCACCCAGUUUAUAGCCUCGCCUACUGUGGCACCUCCAAUACUGAAAUUAUCUAUGGCACUUCUGGGUCACGCGUGUCGUUGUUUGACAUUGUCACUGGGACGCUCAAAGGCACGUACGCCACACAGACGUCGGCUGUCGACGUGAAGGCUGUCGCAUGGUUGCAAGAUGGGGAUUUUGCUUUCCUUGCCGGUUCCGAUGAUACGUGUAUUUGGAAAUAUGAUAGUAGACAGGUACAUGCGGGUCCUGUAGCGGUUUACCCUGGGCAUCUCGACGGCGUCACCUACAUUGACUCAAAGAACGAUGGUCGAUACUUCCUGUCCAACAGCAAGGAUCAGACGGUAAGACUGUGGGACGUUAGGUCCAGUGCGCCGGUCAACGAAGAGAGACGAGUUAAACCGGUUUAUGAGUGGGACUACACGAUUGAUCGGGUUCCGCGGAUAUAUCAAAAUCCAGAGGUGGAGGGGGCAAAAUCAAAGGCCCUACUGACGCUGCGCGGUCACACUGUACUGUACAACCAAAUUCGAGCCAAGUUUUCCCCUCUCCAUUCCACGGGUCAACAGUUCGCCUACUCUGGCAGCGCCGAUGGCGACUGGGUUGUUUGGGAUCUCACUACUGGUGUAAAGCUGCCCCAAAACCGCGUGAAUUUGGCGGUGGUACGGGAUGUCGCGUGGCACCCCUGGGAACCAGUGUUGAUCACCUCGAGUGUGAACGGGUCCCUCACCUGCUGGAACUUCCGAUUACCUGAUGAGCCACAGCUGUCACCCGUCCUCCUGACUCCACGACACCUGGAUGCUUCACCUCUCUCUCUCUCUCUCAAAAACUCAGAAUACGCUGAAAGAGAAGCAGAGGUGGACGAGAGCGUCCGCUUCUGUCACUCCGAGGCUGGCCAGCAGGACAGUGUGAUUCAACUCUCUGCAGCUGGUUUUCACUACAGAUUUCCCACUUCGACCCCCACUGGAUCUUCAUCAGGUUCGGAAGUGAUCCCAUGGCGUGAUAUAGAGAGUGACGAUGAUGCAUCUAGGGAGGAGAGGGAACAUAAGAAGGUAAAUUUGACUUGGCAUUUUAUGAGUUCAAUUAAUGUCAAGGCGUUGGCAGCCCGGAUGACCGACAAUACUCUGCCAAAGGAGGAUGAGUGGGGAGAGGGUAGGAGGCUCACUCUUUUUGCUCGAAGCCACCUCGACUAUAUUGUGAUGAGGCAAGCAUUCCCGGAGCAUAGAAGGCAUCUGUGUCCUCGUCCCACUUCACCGCCAGGGCUGUCUGCAGGACCGCUGACGCGGUCGCAAACGCGGUUGUCGGCGCAGCAGCAGCGGCAGCAUGAGGAGGGAGAAGUGGAUGUCGACAAAUGA
Echinococcus granulosus is the source of this 1905-nucleotide messenger RNA. Its product is annotated as DDB1- and CUL4-associated factor. Gene Ontology annotation, biological process: proteasome-mediated ubiquitin-dependent protein catabolic process. Gene Ontology annotation, molecular function: protein binding. The record is from RefSeq and is a predicted model, not a curated record. Gene Ontology annotation, cellular component: Cul4-RING E3 ubiquitin ligase complex. Bases 1 to 1905 code for a protein of 634 amino acids. The transcript is spliced from 15 exons. Lineage: Eukaryota; Metazoa; Platyhelminthes; Cestoda; Cyclophyllidea; Taeniidae.